Molecule: messenger RNA, 2547 nt
Organism: Sclerotinia sclerotiorum 1980 UF-70
Lineage: Eukaryota; Fungi; Ascomycota; Leotiomycetes; Helotiales; Sclerotiniaceae
Exons: 4
Coding region: 1-2547 (848 amino acids)
Molecular function (GO): ADP binding
Source: RefSeq, a predicted model, not a curated record
AUGUAUCUUUUAGAGAUGAAAAGCCCGGGCGAAUUCAGCCUGAUCUAUGUUGCCACCCAUGAUACCCUUCCCUACGCAAUCCUUUCACAUACUUGGACAGAUCAAGAGGUCACAUAUAAAGAUCUAAUAAGUGGUACUGGGAAAAGCAAGUCUGGCUACAAAAAGAUCAAGUUUUGUGGAGAACAAGCGGCUAAAGAUGGCCUUCGAUAUUUCUGGGUGGACACUUGUUGUAUUGACAAGUCGAAUCUUACUGAGCUUUCGAAGGCUAUUAAUUCUAUGUUCCGCUGGUAUCAAAAUGCGAAGAAAUGCUAUGUAUAUCUCACGGAUGUAUCGACCCCUGGCGAUGAUUUAUAUGUCCAAGCAAACCAGAGCACAUGGGAAGUAGCCUUUCGGAGUAGUAGAUGGUUUACUAGAGGCUGGACACUUCAAGAACUUAUUGCUCCAGCGGAAGUCGAAUUCUUCUCUCAAGAGCACAAGCUACUUGGUGACAAAAGGUCACUCGAAAAACUAAUUUAUGAGAUUACCCGAAUUCCAUUUCAGGCUCUACGAGGGGAUCCUUUCUCUGAUUUUAGUAUCGCUGAGCGGAAAAGAUGGGUAGCACAACGCCAGACAACCGAAGAAGAAGACCUGGUUUACUGCCUGUUAGGCCUCUGCAAGGUGUCUAUGCCACCAAUCUAUGGCGAGGGAAAGGAGGUCGCACUGAAAAGGCUCGAAAUGACAGUCAAGGGGUUCUCCACUAACGAGAGCGAGCCGAAAGAUCUUAAAGAUAAUACCGCUUCAUUUAUUGUCCCAUUCGGCAGAAAUCUCAACUUUACCGGUCGUGGAACGCAGCUUACCGAGGUGGAAGCAAAACUAUUUACAGGAGGUCGAGUGACGAAAGUUGCCAUCACAGGGCUCGGGGGAAUAGGCAAGACCCAGCUGUUGCUUGAACUUGUCUACCGAAUAAGGGAUAGAUAUAAGGAUUGCUUAGUGAUCUGGAUACCCGCAACCAAUACGGAAAGUCUUCAUCAAGCAUAUCGAGAAGUUGCCCGCCAACUCAAGAUCCCCGGCUCGGACGAGGAUAAGGCCGAUGCAAAGAAACUCGUGCAAAAUUACCUGAGCAAAGAAAGCGCAGGCCGGUGGCUCUUAGUUUUCGAUAAUGCUGACGAUGUCAAUAUGUGGAUCACCGUAUCUAGGUCAGGAUCUGGCCGUCUAAUCGACUGCCUCCCACGAAGUGAGCAAGGAUGUAUCGUCUUCACAACGCGCGACAGAAAGACUGCCGUUAAGCUUGCACACCAAAAUAUCGUAGAGGUACCAGAGAUGGGCGAAGACGUAGCGAUACAGCUGCUCCAGAAGUGUUUAGUUGAUCCAGAUCUGGUUAACAAUAGACCAGAUACAACGGCCCUACUAAAAGAGCUCACAUACCUUCCACUUGCUAUUGUUCAGGCAGCAGCAUAUAUUAACGAGAAUGGGAUUGCGUUCGCGGAUUAUCUAUCCCUCCUUGCAGAGCAAGAAGAGGAUGUUAUUGAUCUCCUUAGCGAGGAGUUUGAAGACGACGGGAGAUACGAUAAUAUAAAAAACCCUGUGGCUACAACAUGGCUCAUCUCGUUUGAACAGAUACGGUAUCGGGACCCUCUUGCAGCCGACUACCUAUCGUUUAUGGCAUGUAUAGACCCCAAGGAUAUUCCCCAGUCUCUUCUUCCGGCAGGAAGGUCUCGAAAAAAGGAGAUAGAUGCAAUUGGGACACUUGACGCUUACUCGUUUAUUAUUAAGCGAGUGGCAGACCAAGCUCUUGAUCUUCACCGACUAGUGCAUCUCGCAACGAGAAAUUGGCUUCAGCAAAAUGAUCUGAUCACCCAAUGGACCGAAAGGGCGAUUAUACGAUUAGAGGAAGUAUUCCCAGACGAUGACCACCAAAAUAGAACUACAUGGAGGACGUAUUUGCCACACAUGGGGAAACCCGGAUUGCUCUGUCGCGGAGAUUUGGGGCGUGUCUCCUUAGUGAUGGACGAUAUAAUGAGGCUGAGGGCAGGAGCAUCCAGACACGCUGACCAGCAUGGCCAACUUGGCUUCGACAUACCGGAAUCAAGGACGCUGGAAGGAGGCCGAAGACUUGGAUGUGCAAGUGAUGGAGACGAGAAAAAGGGUGUUAGGGCAGGAGCAUCCAGACACGCUGACCAGCAUGGCCAACUUGGCUUCGACAUUUUGGAAUCAGGGACGCUGGAAGGAGGCCGAAGACUUGGAUGUGCAAGUGAUGGAGACGAGUUUGAGGGUGUUAGGGCAGGAGCAUCCUUCCACGCUGACCAGCAUGGCCAACUUGGCUUCGACAUACCAGAAUCAAGGACGCUGGAAGAAGGCCGAAGACUUGGGGGUGCAAGUGAUGGAGACGAGUUUGAGGGUGUUAGGGCAGGAGCAUCCAGAUACGCUGAUCAGCAUGGCCAACUUGGCUUCGACAUACCGGAAUCAGGGACGCUGGAAGGAGGCCGAAGACUUGGAGGUGCAAGUGAUGGAGACGAGAAAGAGGGUGUUAGGGCAGGAGCAUCCUUUCACACUGACCAGCAUGAAUAA